Chlamydomonas reinhardtii is the source of this 2929-nucleotide messenger RNA. RefSeq lists its product as uncharacterized. The transcript is spliced from 3 exons. The record is from RefSeq and is a predicted model, not a curated record. NCBI's taxonomy places the organism in Eukaryota, Viridiplantae, Chlorophyta, Chlorophyceae, Chlamydomonadales, Chlamydomonadaceae. Bases 297 to 1181 code for a protein of 294 amino acids.
GUGCUUCCGGGUGCAGCCGCCGUGCAUUCUUUCCUUGCGCCUCAAGCCGGCAAAAGACUGCUCGCCAAGAAGACCUCCACCAGACCGCCAAUCAGCACCAGCGAAACGUUGCGAACCUGAGUUAUCUUGCAUAAUCAGGGCGGGCUGCUAGCCCGCGGCCGCUGGACUCAAGCGCGCCAACUCCAGCCAACCCCCUCAAACUCCACCUUGACCAGGAUUAAUUGAAAAGUCUGACUUUUGCUUUAUUGCGGGCAAUUGAUCUUGGAGCUUGCGGCGCCGGGGUCAAACUCGAACUCAUGCAGUGCUGCGCAAGCAAGAAGCGGACGCUGGCGGAGGACUCGGAGCUGUAUCCGACGGGAGCAACUAGCUUCCUGGAAGUCGAGGAUGGUCAGCGGCAGCACCUCCGGGCGAAACGGCUCCGGGCUGUUCGCCCUCCAUCUCCGACAAGCCACUUCGACGCCAGCCUCGCGCACGCAGCCUCCUCGGACGAGGCGGACUUUACUACCCCUGACGAGGCAGACCUCAGCGUGCUGGGCUGCCUGGCGCCGCCCGCCGAGCCGGAGAGCCACCGCUUUCUACUGCAGCUGGCGAGGGUGUGGCAGGACUUCGCGGCGCAGGCGCAGCGCUUCGGCGCGCCCAGCAACACGCCCGUCAUAAUCUGCCCCGCCGCCUGCGUGGGCACGCCUUUUUGGCUCGCCUUCGCGGAGCUCAACGCACUCUUCGCUCGACACUUCAGCGAGCUGCCUACCUCCAUGCUGCGCGGCUACCACAGCUUCACGCGGGCGCCGCGGGCGCAGCUGUGGGCGCGCUUCGCAGCGUCGCAGGGCGCGCCGCCGGGCACCGAGGCCACGUUCUGCCUGGCGGGCGGGCGGCCGCACGCCGUCAUGACGCGCUUCCUGCUGGAGCACGUGCUCGGGCCCGCCGCCGCCGGGCCGGCUGCAGCCGCCGCCGCAGCUGCAGCCGCUGCAGCCGCAGGCGGCGGCGCCAGCGCCGGCGCCGGCGGCUUCCCCACCGCCAGCCUGGUGACCUACACGCUGGAGGUGCCGGACUGGCUGCGCUGCUGGUGCGCGCGCUGGGGGCAGCCGCCCGCGGCGCCGCUGCGCGUGCUGGCGCUGUUUGCGUUCGAGGCGGACGGCGCGCGCUCGCCGCGUGUGCUGUACGUGCCCGUGGUGGCUGAAUGAGGCGGCGCGGCAAGGUGGGCAUGGAAAUUUGGUCAAGGGUUGUGGUGGUUCGGGUGCGCGUCGCGUACGCGUUCCUCGCGGCCUGCCGGCCAAGAUGAGUGCAACGGCGCAGGAGGGACCGAGAAAGACAGUCUGAAAGGCGUCGGGGUAAGGGGGCGGCAGGGGCAGGCGAGGAGGGCGGACGCUGUUCAAGAACCUGCGUAUGCCACAUUGCCACUGUUACGAAGGGGAGGGCCGUUCGCCCCUUCCUCAUUUGGCGCACGGAUUUCUUGUAUUACUGCAAUAAUGGAGCGUAGGACAAACUGGCCCCAACGAAAGCAUGACGCUUGCAUGUGGAGUACACGGUGCGCCAGCUCGGGACGUUGAUGUCGAUGUGGUACCAACUUGUUACGUGGAGCAUUCUGACAAUGGGCGGCCUCGAGCCCCAGCAUAUGCAUGCAGCGCCGUUAUGCGUGGAUGGGUGGCUUCAGGAAGGAAUCAUGCUGACCGGUUCGAGUGCUGUUGUGGCGGUACGGCAUUUUUACGGGGGCCGUGUACGCGCUGAUCCUGUAUGACGAUUUGGAAGACUCCUCCUGAUUCAUAGGAAACGUUUUUUGGACAUGAAGCACCGUCCCGUGUCUGUUACGGGCAAAAGCGCGUGACUCACUGGGCCUGCCUUGCACGCACCCCUCGCGCAGUGUGGUGCUCUAUGGGCUAUGGCCCUUGAAGGUUAGGGUGCGGUGGGCAUGAACGCUGCCCCACCCGCACCCUUGCCAAGCUAUCAGCUCGGCUUUCUCACACGGCCUUCUCACACAUGCGUUUGAAACCUCAAAUACACAAGAAUUGCAAGUUCAUUUGACGUACGGUGGCGGUCGGGAGGGGUGCUUUGGGAACGGGGCCGCCACCGGGAGCCCGGGACGCGGCUGCCUGCCCACAAGCUGCGCCCAAGCGUAUAUGACUCGUCGCUUGUGAAUGAUAAUCACGCGUGCUUUCUUUGUGUGCACACACAUUGAGUGGGUAUCACAGAUGGCGUGCAAGGCGUUGGAUUGGACCGUGUAUGUUACCUUGUUUGCCCCGAGUGUGAAGAACAAGGCAAGGAAAGCACCGACACAUGCACAUGGUGCCACUUCCUUAUUUUGACCCUUACCCACGCGGGCUGCGGUCCGAUUACAUGUAGUAUGGCUGCGAGAAUAUGUGGGACGCGCGCACAAGUGUGUCGGCUCGCUGGUGCACAAGCCCGCAGCGCAACCUUUUUACUUGCACCGGGCAGGUGAGUGUGGUUUGCAGGUAGCUGACCUUAAAGGCACAUACCUGCGUACGAUGAGGAGGGCGUGGUGGUACAUGCUAACUUUCUUGAUGACGCACUGUGCGGCAGGGCAAGGGGCAAUGCAGGCCUGGCCGGGUGCCGAUUGAGUGACGGGGCUCGCAUAUACCGUAGUUGGCAGACUGUGUGGAUUCGUGGCAUGCGGGUGAGACGGCAUGUGGGUGGACAUGACCGCAUGCCAAACGGGUCCGCCGUAGUGCCCCGCCAUCGGAUGGCAGGCACGGUGAUUGGCGGCGGGCCCUGGUAAUGUUGGACCAAGGCGGUGCAAACCGUUGAGUUGGUGCAGAAAGAUUACGCGUGCGUCAUGAACGUUAUGGUUUUAGAGGGUGUGGAUUGGUCCCUGAAUGCACAGGCGCUGUCGUGGUGCAAGCUCCGUUGGCAAGCAACGAGGUUGGGCGGGUGCACAACAGCCACAGCCAAGGCAAGAGUGUAAUGGUAAAACGUU